Messenger RNA from Paramecium tetraurelia, 495 nucleotides. RefSeq lists its product as uncharacterized. NCBI's taxonomy places the organism in Eukaryota, Ciliophora, Oligohymenophorea, Peniculida, Parameciidae. The transcript is spliced from 2 exons. The record is from RefSeq and is a predicted model, not a curated record.
AUGAGUGAAGAAGUCUGUUAUACAGAAAUUAAAAACAAGAGCAGCAGUAAGCAUUUCCCUUUGAUUGAUCUGACAGAAAUCAAACCUUAAGUCAAUUUCCUUGAGAGUUUAUUACAGAAAAAGUAUCAGCUCAAUAAAAAAAUAUAGUAGUAUACAUUGGGUAAGGUAUAUCUUGAGUCUCAGAAUUAAAAAGCGAUAUUCAGAGUUUUUCAGGAUUCUGAUUUGAACAUCUCUUCGAUUUUCUAAAAGAAGCUAAACAGAACAACUGUUGACGAUGAUGUUAUGACUACCAGUUCUUAAAUUGCAAAUGCGAAUAGAUAAAAUAGGAAGGACAUCAUUUUUAGAAUUUUUGAAGUAGAGAAACCUCAACGUCCUAAAUAGAUUCCCUUAGAAGAAAUGGAACUUUCCCUCUUUGGGAUUACUUAAGAAAACAAUGUAUUCUUUACACAACAACUCAAAGUACCCAAAGAGAGUAAAUAGUUCCUAUCUUAAUGA